AUGCCGAGUUCAAGUGACGAAAACAGUUGCAGCACGUCCGAGGAAGUCUACCAACUGCAAUGCAGGGUUUGCAAAGCGCCUUCGGAUGGGCCUCACUUUGGGAUCCAGGCAUGCAGAGCUUGUAGCGCAUUCUUUCGUCGAUCGGUCGUUGAAAAUCGCCGAUACAAGUGCUCGCAAUAUGGGAAAUGCAAAAUUUCGACCGGUAAGAGAAGGGUUUUAAGCUUGAAUUUUUAAUUUUUAGACGUCCGAAACUCCUGUCGAAGCUGUCGAUUUACAAAGUGUGUGGCGGCUGGAAUGCGAACCGACAGUAAGUUGGGUUUCAACGAAAAAUAUUCUUCUUUAUAUACGCCGCUGGCAUCCUAUAGUGAGGCAUUCUAUUAGGACGAACCAAAAAAAAUUUCCGAUUUUAUUCAAAGUUUAAAAAUAAUUUUAACAAAUGAAAUCCGUUAAGUUUGAGAUACGGAAUAUAAAACAUAUAUGUGCCUUCAGAAGUCCAACAGCCCCGAGAUCUCAACCGAAACAUCAGCAAACAGCCCACAACUUUCCGCCGACUCCCAAAAACAGUCUCUCCGCCAACAACCCGAAUUAUCGACCGGCUGGCGGAAGGAUAUCGGCGUUACAGCAUUGCGCACGAAGCCAUUUUCUCCUCAAUUUAUCCGGAUACGUUUCUGAAGGACGAUGGGAAAAUGAUUGUGCUGCCGUUGGAGGAGAAGUUGAAAUUGGACUCAAUGCUGGUGCCCACAAUGUAUAAGUUGAUGAAAGAGUUCUUUGUCCCGUACGCAACGAUUGCAAAACCGUAUAAGGUGAGUUUAUGGAACUUUGCAAGGAAAGUAUUACUUUUAUGGCGGCUCCUACUUUUUGAAUGCCUCAAAAAAUCCGAAAAAUUGUGCUUAUCAAGAAUAUAUAAAACUUACAAGGGAAGUACCCGAAGUGCGACGCUCAGAUUUUUAUAAAAAUUGGCAUAGAUGGAGAUUAGAAUUUUCUUAUUCGAUUGCGAACAUCCUAGCUCGCGCUUUGCAGAAUCCGCCGAGAAAGAAGGGCCGGAACAUCGAAAAAAAUCUUCAAAUGCCGGCGAUUUUCCCUGCAAAUUCUCUUGAUCUUGGCAUUCCGUUCCAGGAGAAAAAUAUUUUUUUUCGCAAGAAAUUUUUUCUUGAUAAUGUUCAAGACUAUUUUGUUGCUUUUAUGUGGAAUAUGGUGUUAUUUUCACUUUUUUACACUUGAUUAUAGCGCUAUUAAUUGGAUUGUCGCCAUCCGAGGGGUAAAAUGUUUCGUCCUUUGACGAAUUUAUACAGUUUUUCCUCUGCUGAUGGGCAAACCACUCUAAUAGUUGCUUUAAAGCUGUUUAGGAGACAUGCAAACGUUCUACGGUCGCGUAUGAACAUAAUAUUAAAGUAAGUGUUACAAAAACUUUAUUAUUUUUCAGUGAGCAAAUUCUGAACAACAACAACAGCGAAUGUAUACCAUCGGAACACUGACGAAACACCUUGGGACCUUUACUUUGUUUCUGAAAUGGCAUAAACUGAAAAAUAGUGAAAAAAUAAAAUGUUUGUAACACUUACCUUAUGACUACGUUCCUACGCGACCGUAGAACGUUUGCAUGUCUCCUAAACAAAUUUAAAGCAACUAUUAGAGUGGUUUGCCCAUCAGCAGAGGAAAAACUGUAUAAAUUCGUCAAAGGACGAAACAUUUUACCCCUCGGAUGGCGACAAUCCAAUUAAUAGCGCUAUAAUCAAGUGUAAAAAAGUGAAAAUAACACCAUAUUCCACAUAAAAGCAACAAAAUAGUCUUGAACAUUAUCAAGAAAAAAUUUCUUGCGAAAAAAAAUAUUUUUCUCUUGGAACGGAAUGCCAAGAUCAAGAGCAUUUGCAGGGAAAUUCGCCGGCAUUUGAAGAUUUUUUUCGAUGUUCCGGCCCUUCUUUCUCGGCGGAUUCUGCAAAGCGCGAGCUAGGAUGUUCGCAAUCGAAUAAGAAAAUUCUAAUCUCCAUCUAUGCCAAUUUUUAUAAAAAUCUGAGCGUCGCACUUCGGGUACUUCCCUUGUUAGUUGCCCAAUUUUGGGUUUAAGGGUCGAAAAUGCCCCAAAACUGGCUGAAUUUCACUAUAAAGGGUGCAGGCAUUCCAACAAAAAAGCCAUCAAAAUAACGGAGAAUCAUUGGAUUUGACGGUGAAGCAAGUAUAAUAUACAAAAGUUUCCCUCUAAAAAAGUUUUUUAAGGAUUUCUUUACAAUUGUUCCGCGUAACGCUGUCUUUUCCAAGUCUAAUUGUACAAUUUUUAUAAGUAACAAUCUUUCCCCAUGUCUCUCCCUCAACCCAAUCCGAUUACGAAUUUGACUAGCUUGAUGAGAGCGCAUGUGACGGAGACGAAGCCGUUUUUCAAUUCGCAAAAGAUUUGGGGAUGCUGGGCCAGCCGCCGAACUGUGAAAGUUGUGGAGCAGUAAUGGAGGAAAAGAAGGAUGCGAACGCACCGGAUGGCUUAAAGCGGCGAUGUAAAGCCAGGAUAAUGCUUGAGAACCGGAAAUCCAAACGAUGCGACCAUUCACGGUCGUAUAGGAAGCACACAUGCUUCGCCAGGACCAAACUCCCCAUAUGGAAGAUACUGGAAUUCAUUGAUCUAUGGCUGAAGAAGGCGAUUGGGCCCCUUACUGUCGGGAAGUCCUUUUCGACGCUUGCGGGCUUAAUGCACAACCUCUGGGCGGCCCUGGUAAAAUCGUACAGAUAGACGAAUCUAAAUUCGGCAAGCGAAAAUAUAAUAGGGGGCACCGAGUUGAAGGAAAGUGGGUUUUUGGAGGGGUGGAAGAGGAAAGUGGGGGGAAAACCUUUAUGAUUCCCGUAGCAAAGCGGAACCGAGCGUACCUGAUGACGAUACUACAGCAUUUUGUUCUGCCGGGAACAACUGUAGUAUCGGAUUGUUGGAGGACCUAUGACUGCCUGCGGGAUGAAGGGUUUACUCAUUUUUCUGUAAACCAUUCCAUACAUUUCAAAGACCCCGAAACUGGUGCCCACACAAACACCAUUGAAAGUUAAUGGCGUCACGCCAAGGAAACCGCGGGCACUCAUAACAGGAAGGGUGAGUUCUUAUGCGGCUACCUAGCCGAAUACAUCUUUUGAAAGGAUGUAGGGCUAGGAACGCAAACCAGUAGUAUGAUAAUGGGGAUUCCAGCGCACCCACCCACACCCUCUCGCCCCCUAAAAAAAUAUUAUAGUAUUUAUUAAAAAAACAAGCUUAUUUGAUGUCAAAAAAUUUGAUAAAAUGUGUAAGCUUGUAAUAGUAUGAUAAUGGGAUUCCAGCGCACCCACCCGCACCCUCAAACCCCUAAAAAAAAUUUCAUAGUAUUUAUUAAAAAAACAAGCUUAUUUCAUGUCCAAAAAUUUUCCAGGGCACCCACCCGCACCCUGUCCAAAAAUUUGAUAAGAUGUGUAAACUUUGGUAAAAGCCUCUAAACCUCGUCAAGGUAUUCACACAAUGAUAGAGGAUUUUUGCUUUAAUAGCAGGGAAUUUCAACCCAAACUGAGUAUUUUAGUUUAAAAAACAAGGAAUUUCAACCUGUGCAGACGAAUAUUUAGGGAUUUCAACCAUUUAAAGAUACAAAUGUUAUUUAACGGAAUUCCAACCGAUUAUAUCACUGAUAUUGCAAAUGUUAUUUAACGGGAUUCCAACCAAUUAUAUCGAGUUAUUACAAAAACAAUUACAAGAAAAUAUAAAAAUACUUACCUGAAAUUAUAAAGACUAUUCUAUCUUGUAAUGCCCAAAGGCUAAAGUAUCAACCUUAUUUUCUAAAAUAUACCGUUUAAAACCUGUCGUUUCCGGAUUUAAUACUAAUUUAUUUUGCUUUAUUGUAUGAAUUUUAUGUAACUUACUUUGAAUAAUAAACUGCUCUUUUCUUAAAACUUUAUUCUUAAACAAACAAUCAUGAAACUCUUCAAUUUUCAACUUUUUAGUAACAUUUCUUUUAAUACCCUUAGCUUUAUUUUUCUCUUCUUCUUCUCCUUCAAUUUUAUAACUAUACUGUUUCGGCCUUAAAGCUACUAUUUCCGAUAAAAAUUUUCCAUUUAAUUCAUCUUUCAUUUUACCAAUAACUUUUUUAUUUUCUUCAUUAUACAACUUAUUUUCUUUAGGAUAAUCACUAAAAUCAAAUUCAUCCUUCAUUUUUUCCAUUUCUUCAUAAAUAUCAUCACAAUAAAUUUCAUAAAUUAAAGAAUCCGUAUCCUGAUAAAUUAAAUUUUUCUUAAACUCUUCCAUCUUAUUAUAAUGAAAAUCAUACAUUAAUAAUUUACUUAAUUCUAAUAUACUUAAUCCUACAUAAAUAGGCUUAUCAAAUAUUAGCUUAGUAUUACUCAUUUCAAUACUCAAUAAAUUAUCAUUAAUAAUUUUACUAUUUUUAAAAUUUGGUUUUGCUAUCAUUUUUCUAGCUUUAUUUUCACUAUUUACCAAUUUGAUAUCAACCCUAUUUCUUAUAUUUUCCAUUGUUUUCCCAAAUACACUAUUAUUCAUUAAUUUAAAGAAAUCUUUUUCAAAAUUAUUUUUUGCUUUUUUUCUUAAAUUAGUAUUUAACAUUAUGUACUUUUCCAUCCAAUUACUUUCUUUAAAGCUUAAAAUUCUAUUAAUUUUCUUUAAUUUCAAACCAUGUUCUAAAACUUGUAAUAAAUUUCUAUAAUGGAUGACAUAAUUUUCUUUAUCAUACAAUGUAUUAACUAAUUUCAUAUUAGAAUUUUGACAACAAAAUGGAAAAUCAUUAUGCUUAUCAUGAAUAUUUUUAGGGUAUUCUAAAUCUACUUCUAAAAUACACCCUUUAUUAUUAUUAUUUAAAUUUUCAAUAUAAUCUUCAAUUUCAUCAAUUUUAAUAUUUUCUACAUUUUCCUCAAACUUUAACUCAUCAUAUGGCAAUUUUUGGAUCAUACCAUAUCCAUAUAAAUUAUUUGCAUCAAAAUACAUUAAAUAUUUUGUUUCUUCAUCUUUAUUAUAAUUUUUCAAAUAUUUAUUGUUAGCUUUACUAUAUCUUUUUACUACAUUUACAAUUCCACCUCUAAUUCCCUUUUCCAAAAACAAAUACAUGUCAUAAUCUUCAAUUGUUUUUAAUCUAAUUUCACUUAUUUUUAACAUAGCAUCCCAAGCUAAUCCUGGGGCUGUAUAAUACCAAGCAGGAUCUAAAUUAUAAUUUUUCAUACACACUUUUCUAAAAUUUUCAAACACAUCCCCUAGUUUUAAAACAUCAUUAAUCAUAUAAAUUUUAGUAUAAUCUUUUAAAUUUUUACAUUUUAAUUUUUCAAAAACUUCUAAAGCGUAUUCAUAAUCAUUUUCACUUACACUUUUAUCAUUCAAUCUAUCAUAAAACAUUUCUCUACUAGGCAACAUUUUUUCUUCAUAUUUUUUAAAACUAUCCAUAUAUUCAUACAUAUAAAUCCCUUUUCUAUUCAUUAAUUCGAAUUCUAAGUUAUUUUUAUAGUAUUGUUUACUAACAAUUAGUUGUUCAAGAUUUAAAUUAUUUACUAAAUUAUCAAGGCUUGAUGCCAUAAAACUAAAUGAAUCCAAAAAUCUAAUAUUAAAAUCAUUCAAUUGAUAACUAAAACUAAUAUAUUUUUCACUAUUAUUUGGUAUUAAACUUAUAUCAUUUGUUUCCGUAAAAUUUUCUAAAAUAAGAUGACUAUCAUAGCCUUUUAAAUUAUGGAAAAAUACGGGAAUAAAAUCGUUUUUUCUUUUUAAUAAAUUACACCUCUUACAGAGUGGACCACGGUAUUUUCCAUUAAAAUGAUUAUGAUCCCUACAUUUACAAUUUUUUACACUAUAUUCUACUUUACAUUCAGGACAUUCUUUAUUUUCAUUAUAUUCUUUCCAUUCUUCGUUUGUUAAUUUUUCCAUUUUUUUAUUAUUUUCGCUCAUUAAAUUUCUACAUUUUUCAAUUAAUCUUUCAUUAAAUAUUUUUCCCGCAUCAUAACCAAUAUAAUUUUCACUAUCUAUUAUUUUUCCUUCUUCAUUUACAAUUAUAAAACUGAAGCCUGAUGCAAUAUGUUUUCCAAUAUUUUCACUAUAAGUAAUAUUACUAUUAUUACUAACACUAUCUAUUUUUUUAAUAAUACUCUCAAAAUCAGCAUAAAUAACAUAUGGAAUUUUUUGUUGUUUUUUUAUAUUUUCAAAUUUAAUAUAGUCUUUCUUAGAUUUUUGCCAGACUACAGGCUCAUUUUUCUCACAUUCAAUCAUGUGGUUUUUAUAAUUAUUUUCUGAUUUAAAGUUAACAAAACAUCUUCUACAUACAUAAAUUUUACCUUUAUGUUUUGUAAUUGAACUAACUAAUAAUCUAUUUAUAUUUUUUACCCAACAAUAAUGGGCAUUAUCCUCUUUUUGAAUAUAAAACAAAUCAACAAUUCUCUCAAAUUUAUUUUUACUAACAUAUAAAGGAUAAAUCUCACUAUUUUCAUUACUGAAUACAUUUAUGCAAAUAUUAUUCAAUUUUUCAAAUUUAUUAAUGUCCUUAAUUUUUACAGGAAAGCUAAUAUUACCAAAAUUUAAUUCAUUUUCAUAUCGUCUAUAUUUAGACACCCUUUGUGCAUCUUUUUCUACUGGAUGUAAUGCUGAUAAAAUUGCCCACAUAAAACACUUAUUAUCAUUAUUUUUAACAUUUAUAAUAGCGUUCUUAUUUUUUACAAAAUCAUCCAAUGCAAUAUAACUGCUACCUUUAAAACUUUUAUAUCUAUUUUGAGUCAUACAUAAACUAUUUAUUCUACUCAAACUCCAUCCACUUCCUCGUACUUGUAAAUUUUCUAAAUUAUUUCUUAAUUCACUACAACAAUUUUUAUAAAAAUCGAGUCUACUAUCUUCAGCUAAUAAAACAUUUGAUUUUGUAUUAACAUAAAAUUUCUGGUUUUGUUCACCUAUUUUGUUCAUCUCUAUCUCUAAAGUAAAAUUAAUUUUAACAUUUUUAUUGAUAAUAUCCUUAAUAAUUUUAUUUUGUUUUUUAUUGAAAAAUUUAUCCAACAUUCUAUCCAAAAUUUUAAUAAAAUAAUCCAUGUUUCUUUUUUCAAUUUUUUCCAAAUAUUCAUCAUAGUUGAUAUCGUUAUUCUCAUUCUCAUACACAGUUUGCCUAAUAGUAUUUUUCCAUUCCUUAUAAUUUUCAAAUACACUAUUAUCAAAUUUAAAAACAUCAUUAACAUUAACCUCAGGAAUAAAUUUUACAAACUCAAUCUCAUUUUUAUUAUAUCUUAAGUCGUUAUCAAUUCUAUUUUCCUCAUUUCUUAGAAAAUUAAUCAUUUCACUUUUAGUCAUACCCCUAAUUUUUUUAUACCCCAAAACUUUUAAUUCUGAGCAUUUAGAUCUAAGUUGAUCUCUUGACAUGUUUUCGAGACCCUCCAUUUAUAAAGAAAAAAAUUUUUAAAUAAAUUAAAAAAUGGUAACGCAACGAAUUACAACAAUUUCCCAAAAAUAAAACCCUUUUCCAACAAAAAUAAGCAACCGUCUGUUAGAUCAAAAUCAAUGAAGAAUGGACGAUCCUUUUUGGCCACAUCAUGAAUAAUUUAUUGCUUCCAAAACGAUGAAUCAUUAUAUCUCUUUGAAAAAAAUAUCCUAGGUGUUAAAAAUUAAUACAGUAUUUUCUGAUAUAUUUCCAUUUUGAACUUCUAUCAGAAUUUAAUCUUUUCGUACUGGAAUCAAACUUUUGAAAAAUAGCACUACUAAUUUUUAAAAUUUCAAAAUAAUUAUCACGAUCAAAAUUUGUAACCAGUAAAAAAUUUAAAUCUUUUUUAAAUAAUAAUUCAAGUAAUCCAAUUGUUAAAUUAUAAGUUUUGUCUUCUACUAUCAAAGUUUUGUCAUCAAAUUCAAUUAUUUUAUUCCCAAUAGUAAAAAUAUUUUUAUUGAAACGUACUGAAUAACCAGCUCUGCUAAAAUUUGAAUUACUAUUUAAAUAAUCUAAAAUAAAGUUUAAUUUUUUUAGUUCUUCUUUAUUUUUAACCUUUAUCAACAUUUUUUAAUCUUAAUUUUAAGAGAACAAAUAAGUUAACCGAACAUUUAACAAUUUUAUUAUUCUCAUUUAUUAUGGAUAAUUUUAGAUGUUUUGGAUUUCCGAUUAGAUCAUGAUAUAAUAAAUUUAACGGUUCAUAAUCAAUUCCCAAAGUUUCAUUAAAACGAUGUAGUAUACUUAAUUUCUCAGUAUUCAAAUAGCUGUCUUCAAUCCAAUUACACGAUAAAAAUACAUCUUUUGAAAAAAUUAAUUUAUUUUGUGCAACUUUUUUUCCAGCGGUCAAUAAUUCUUUAUUAAAUCCUAAAUCAAUUGAAUCAAUUGGAGUAAAAUCGAUUUUAUAGUCUUUAGGCAUUUUUAUAUGUACAAAACCCUCAUCAUCCAACGAUGCACUUAAAAAAUUCAUAUCUUCUUUAACAUAUAUUUGAUUUUUAAUAGCACGAAUUAAAUUGUUGAAAUCAUAAAAACCUGUUGGAAUUUUAAGUUUUAUAUCUUCUUCUUUAUACCGAUAAUUAAAUGUAUUAUUUUUGGAAGUAAUUUCUAUAUCCUCUAGUAUUAUUUCACCGUCUAUUUUAACUAAACUAAAUUCAUAAUCACCAUUCAUUAGAUCAUUGUAUUUAAAAUUAUUAUUAUUUGAGCAUAGAUUUAGAUGUAGGUAUUUCAUUUAUUUAGGGAUAUUUUUGGAAAUUGUAAAAGUGUAAUUUUUUUAACGUCUUUACAAACAGAUGUUAAAAUAGUAUUAGACACUUCUUUUUUAACAGUUUUUUCAAUAGUUUCAGUAUCAGAAUCGUAGAAUAAUUCAAAUCCCAUUUAUAAAAAUAAAAAAAUUGAAAAAAAUUUCCUUAAUAAAUGAUCGACGUUGAGAACUAUUCACAAACUAUUGAUAUUGAAAAAGAUAAGAAGUAUUAUGUACUAAUUUUAACAAUUAAAAAAGAUACUAACAAUACUUUGAAAUUAAAAUCUGAAAACUGUUACACUAAUAGUAUAAUAAGUCAUUUAUCAAUUAAUAAUGAUGAUAAUACAAUUUAUUCCAUAAAAUAUUGUUUUGAAACUGAAACAACAAACAAAAUAAUAAUUGAUUUCAGGAGAGAUAACAUUUUUUAUCUAAAUCUAAAACUUAAAGGUCAUAAAAAUACUCAAAUUAGUUCUUCUGCAUAUUAUAAUAAGAAAUUUGUAAAUGAUAAUGGAUUAGAAUUGACAAAACGUCUAAAACCAAACAAUAUUAGAAUUGAAUUUAAACCAAUAGAAAAAACAAUUAAAGAACAAUUUGAAGAACACAAAACUGAAAUCGAAAAUCAAAUUAAAGAAUUAGAAAAUAAAUUUAACAUAAGAAUUUUUGAUUUAGAACAUAAAGUUGAAAGUGGAGGAUUUUUUUGUACAACUGGAAUUCCCACAGAUAUUCAUAAAAUUGAUGAAAAAGAAGAAAAUUAUGAAGAUUUUUUAGAUAACAAAGAUGGUACACAUAUAGUUGAAGAAUCAAAAUUUUGCUAAUCUAAUUUUAUUACACUAUUAUAAACUUUUAAAAACGAUCCUAUGUAAAAAAAAUAAAAAAAUAUUACAUGAUUUAUUUUUUAUCUAUACUCUAUCGUUUUGAAAACGACUAUUAUUAAAUUUUAUUAUUUUUUUACAGAUUUUUACAGAUAGUUUAAUUUAAAACAUAGUAAAAUAUUUUUAUAAAUUUUUUUGGAGAAAACGUCUUUAAAUUAUUUUAAAAUGUUAGCUUCAUCUUCCCAACUAUUGAAUUUAUCAGGAUAACCAUACCAUUUUACUAAUACUUCCUUUUUUCCAUUAUUUGUUCUCUUUUUUAGAAUCUUUUCCACUUUGAAUACGUCUGAUUUAUUAUCAAAUAAUGUUAAUUCUUCAUUAUAAUAUUUUCCUUUUAUUAUCUCAUUUGAUAAAUCUGCUAAUUCAUAAGUAAUUGGAUUAGAAUUGUGUACUUUGUAUAUAUAACAAAUAUUUCAGUUGUAUAAUUAGGUAAAUAGCCUUUAUCAAAUUUUGAUUUAUAUUUUGUGAUUCUUACCUUAUCUCCUUUUUUGAAAACCUUUUUACAAUUGUUUACCUCUUUUUCAGGAAAUAGAUUUUUGUGCACAAUGGCUUUAUUUUCCUUCAAACUAGCUUUAAUUGGACUCAUUUUUAUUGAUCUAUGGUAUCCGUUGUUGUAAUUACUGACCAAAUCAUCCAAUAUUUCAAUCCAUUUAUGAUUAUUAUUUUGAGUAAAUAUUUUGUACAUUUUUUCUUUUAAAGUACGAUUAAAUCGUUCAACAAUCUGAGCUUUUAAUUCUGAUUCAGUCGAAAAAUGAUUAAUAUUAUUUUUAGUGCAUAAAUCUUUGAAUUUACUAUUAUAGAACUCUUUUCCUUUAUCUGUUUGUAUUUUUGUUGGUUUUCUAUUUCUGAAUACACUUAAAAAACCGUUUACUAUCUCAUCAGCUGAUUUAUUUUUUAUUUUGAUAGCCCACGCAAAUUUACUAAAACAGUCGAUAAUUGUCAACAAAUAUUUAAAUCCAUUAUUUUCUUUAGCAUAUGGAAUCAUUUCUACUAAAUCAGCCUGCCAUUGUUCAUCAAUAUCAUGAAUAUACACUCGUUCUCGCUUAAAAUUUUUUCUAAUCGGUUUAUGUAAAGUAUAAGUAUCCUGUUGAUUUAGAAAAUUUUCAACUUCUUUUUGUGUUUUAUUGGUUUUUCUCAUCAUAUCCUGGAUUCCUGAAUAGCCAGUUUUUGGAUUGUAGUAGGUUUUGCAUAAAAUACACUUACAAUUAUUAUGAUUAGGAUUAUUGUUGUCAUUGUUAUUUCUGCGAACAUUGGAAUUCAUUUGAAAUUUUUUCUAUUUAUAUAAAUGAAAAACAUUGAUUUUACAAUUAAGAAAUUUUAUCCAAAAAGAAACAAUAUUAAUCUAUUACCUGAAUCAAUAAGGGCAUGUAUUAUUGGUGAAUCAGGAUGUGGAAAAACUAACCUAAUGAUGAAUUUAUUGUUCAAUAAUCUUAAUGAUGUUGAAUUUUUAGACUACAAUAAUUUGUACAUAUUUUCAACAUCUUUACAUCAACCAAUCUAUCAAUUUAUUGUCAAUGCUUUAGUAAAUAAUCUGAGCAAAAAAGAAAUAAUCCAAUGUAUUGAAACUCAAAAUUAUACUAUUGAUGAUAUUGAAAGAGAGAAAUGGAUAAAAAUACACUGUUUUGAUAAUGGUGAUGAAAUACCAAAUCCUCAAGAAAUUGAUCCUAAUCUAAAGACAUUAAUGAUUUUUGAUGAUGUAAUUGAUGAAAAACAAAAUAAUCUAGAAAAAUAUUAUACAAAAGGAAGACAUAAUAAUAUUGAUUGUUUUUAUUUGUCACAAAAUUAUAUUAAAUUACCCAAAAAUUCCAUUAGACAAAACACCAAUUUAUUCAUUUUAUUUGAACAAGGAGAGAAAGAUUUAUUACAUUUUUUCAAAGAUCAUUGUAAAGGAAUUAGCAGAAAAGAAUUCAAUAAUUUAUGUAAUGAAAGUUGGGAAGAAGAUUUUGGAUUUGUUACAUUAAAUAAAAGUUGUAAAACAAAUGAGGGAAGAUUUAGGAAGAAUUUGGAUGAGUUUUUUAUUCCAAAAAAAUUUUAGUUUUUUUUUUCCUCUAAUAAAUGGAUUUGGAAAUUGUCAACGUAGAUGAUAAAAGUUUUAAUACUAAUAAUACAAAUAAUAUUUUAAAAGUUAAUAAUUCAAUUACAAAAAUUAAUAAUGCUAUAUUGUAUCCUACUGUUGGAUCAGAUUUGAAUAAAAAUGGAAAAAUAGAAUUUAUUAUUGAACAACAAAAUGAAUUUUUAAACUUAUCUAAAAGUUACUUAUAUUUAGAAUGCGAAAUGAGCGAUAUUGUCGGUGAUAUUACACUAGUUAACAAUGCUCCACUAUUUUUAUUUGAAAAAAUUAGUUAUAAUAUGAAUAAUACUGAAAUUGAAUGUAUAAAUGAUCCAGGAAGAAACAGUUUAAUGAAAGGAAUUUUAUCAUAUUCAACUAAUUUAAGUAUGCGUAAUACUUUUGGCUGGGUAUUGGAAGGAAAUGCUUUUUUAAGUAAAAUUGCUACAUAUAAUACAACAAGAAAGGGGAAAUUAAGCUUUAUGAUUCCUAUGUCACAUAUUUUUGGAUUUUUUGAAACGUAUAAUAAAAUUAUUCAUGGAUUUAGACAUAAGUUGACAUUUUUCAGAACUGUGAAUAGUAAUUUUUUUGAAACAACUGACCCAAAAGUAUCAUCUGCUACUGUGAAAAUAAGUAAAAUGUGUUGGAAAAUUCCUCAAAUUACACCAUCAAUUGAUUUGAUUAAUAGAUUUGUUCGUUUUAACAGUUUUGCAUUUUAUAAGCGAGAUUUUGAAGAAUUUGCCAUGCCUUAUGGUAAUAAAGAAUUUACUGUAAAAUUGGGGACAAAAUAUGAUAAAGUUAAGUAUUUAAUUAUUGGAUUUCAAACAAACCGAGAGGAUAAUAUGUUAAAUUGUGCUAAAUUUGAUCAUUGUAAUUUAAAGAAAAUAAAUGUCGAUAUUAAUUUUGAAAAGUAUCCGAAUGAAGCAUUGGAUUGUGAUUUUUCGGUUAAUAAUGCAGUUGAACACUUUGUUAAUGCUGAAAAUUUCAAAAAAUCUUAUUAUAAUUGUAACAGUACUUAUUUUAUGGAUUUGGACAACUAUUGUAAGUAUUAUCCAUUGUUUGUAAUUGAUACUAAUGCUCAAAAAGAGGACAAAAAUCCUGAUAUUACAAUUAAAGCUAAAUUUGAAAAUUCUAUUCCUAAAAAUACUGUUUGUUAUUGUUUGAUUAUCAGUGAUUGUAUUAUUACAGUAUGAAAAUAAUAAAAUAAUACGCAAAUUUUUAAACUAUUUUUACCUUAUUUAUCUUUGAACUUUGAUAUUUGAUCACAAAAAGCGAGAAGAAGAGAGAAACUGAUUAAAAUGCGAAAAAUCGUCGGCCAGGCGGGCGCUGAAGCAGAGAAAAACGGAGAGAGAUUUGAAAAAAAUUAUCUCAAAAAAAUUAUUCAUUGAUGCAUAAAUUAACUUCAAGGCCUUAUAACUUGCUUUAAAGUUGACCGUUUUUGAUGAAAUUUUUUUUACGUCAAUUUAAGAAAAAGUGUCCACCCUCAUUUUAAUUUUAUGUCUAAAUGUCGAUUUUGAAAGUUAUUAUUUUUAUACGGCAUUUAAAGGCAUUUAUUGGCAUCUUUUGGAAUUUUUGGGCAUUGUUAAAUUAAUUUUAAAAAUUCUCUGUCACUGUCAACCAAAGUUUACACAUUUUAUCAAGUUUUUGGACAGGGUGCGGGUGGGUGCCCUGGAAAAUUUUUGGACAUGAAAUAAGCUUGUUUUUUUAAUAAAUACUAUGAAAUUUUUUUUAGGGGUUUGAGGGUGCGGGUGGGUGCGCUGGAAUCCCAUUAUCAUACUAUUACAAGCUUACACAUUUUAUCAAAUUUUUUGACAUCAAAUAAGCUUGUUUUUUUAAUAAAUACUAUAAUAUUUUUUUAGGGGGCGAGAGGGUGUGGGUGGGUGCGCUGGAAUCCCCAUUAUCAUACUACUCAAACCCGUUCCUUGAGUUUUGCACCCACGCGGCCCAACUUUACAUUUGUAAACCUGUGAAAAAUUAAGCGGAAAGGGGUUUAUAUAGGACCUUAAGCCAACAUCCGAUUUAUUUUUCACCCAUAGAAACCUAAAUUGGGCAGCUAAUUUUUACAUAUUCUUGAUCAGUACAAUUUUUCGGAUUUUUGACAUAUGCCCCGUCGAAAAGUAGGAGCCACCAUAAAUGUACCUUCGUCGUUAAAUUGACAAAAAACAUCUUUGAGCUGUUGAAUCGAGCUACUUAUAGUAAAUUUCAAUUUCAGUUCGACCUUUUAAUGAGGUUCAUGCAGAAUUUCCAUCAACUGGAAUGCGCGUAUUUAUCGGCGGUUCUAUUCCCGGACCGUGAAUGUGCCAUGGCCCUCUCGCGGCACGAUUAUACCGACAAAGAACACCUCGACUUCCGGUUCAAGAAUGUGAAAAACAAGGAGGAAAGUCUCAAGUAAGCCACGAAAAUAAGGUUAGAGGUGUAUUUGUCAUUUCAGGACAUUUGAGCCAGUCAGAUUGAGGUUCCAACGACUAAUCAAGAAAGUCAAAAGCAUCCAGAUGAGCGAGUUUGAGUUUUUGUGUUUGGUCGGUAUCGUUACUAGUGGAGAAGGUGAGUUUUUUGUGUUGACCAAAAAAAUUCUAGAUCUCAAAAUUAUUUCGGCAAGUCUUGGGUAGUCAAGAAAAAACAAAAUUACUUUAUCGAUCUGACCCCGUAUCCUUUUCAGUUAUCAACCGGCUUGACAUCCCCGAAGCCUACCGCGAGCGCAACAACAUCUUCAACGAGCUUUACGAGAACUGCAAAGAGAACUACGAUAAUCCGGACCUUCGGUUCGGCAAAUUAUUGCUGUUGAUUCGGGACUGCGAAGAGCUGUCUUCGGUAUUCAAAGAGUGCGUCUUUAUGGCCAUGUUUUUGGACGACAUUUACAAGGACACAAUUGAUCGGAUACGGGCUAUCACUGAGAAAUUAACCUUGUAA
This is a messenger RNA of Bursaphelenchus xylophilus (pine wood nematode), 14445 nucleotides long. NCBI's taxonomy places the organism in Eukaryota, Metazoa, Nematoda, Chromadorea, Rhabditida, Aphelenchoididae. The record is from the annotation of a GenBank genome assembly.